AUGAAUGGUGCAACAAAUGAGACCAAUGGUGUUCAUAAAAAGAUCUUACCUCGCUUACAAAUAAUUGACGAAAAGCAGGAAUUUUCAAAAGAUUUGCCAUCGUUCAUGAAAGAUGAAUGGCAAAUUGCCGAUGCGGGGUUUAAUUAUAAUCUGGUGGCAGUUUUUGGUUCGCAAAGUACUGGAAAAAGUACUUUAUUAAAUCGACUUUUCGGAACUAAUUUUGAUGUAAUGAACGAAAAUUCUCGUCGUCAGACUACCAAAGGUAUUUGGAUGAGUCGUGGCAAAGACAUGAAUGUUUUGAUCAUGGACGUUGAAGGUACAGACGGUCGAGAACGUGGUGAAGAUCAGGAUUUCGAAAGAAAAAGUGCAUUAUUUUCCAUGGCCACUUCCAAUGUAAUUAUCGUAAAUCUAUGGGAACAUCAAGUAGGCUUAUAUCAAGGUGCCAAUAUGGGCCUACUGAAAACUGUUUUUGAGGUUAAUUUACAAUUAUUCCAAGCAGCAAGAGGCAAAGAGAAGACACUGUUAUUAUUUGUAAUCAGAGAUCAUGUGGGAACAACACCAUUGGAAAAUUUGUCUAAUACAUUAACUGAAGAUCUUAAAAAAAUUUGGGAUAGUGUUUCUAAACCUGAAGGUUUGGAAAGUUGUACCAUCACGGAUUAUUUCGAUUUCAUGUUUGCGGCAUUACCGCAUAAACUGCUCUUACCGGCCAAAUUCGAGGAAGACGUAAUCAAAUUGCGAGAAAGGUUUGCUAAUCCAAAUCAUAAGGAGUUCGUUUUCAAGCCGAAUUAUAGUAAACGAGUACCUGCCGACGGAUUUCAUGUUUAUGCGGAAGGAAUUUGGGACCAAAUUAUGUCCAAUAAGGAUCUUGAUUUGCCAACACAACAAGAACUUCUUGCACAAUAUCGCUGUGACGAAAUAGCAACGGUUGCUUUUGAUGCAUUUUUAGGGAAAAUAAAAGGAUUUCGGCAACCUAUCGAAGCUGGCAAAAUCAUAGAAGAUCUAGGUCCACAAAUGGAGGAGAUUCGAAAUGCGACAAUAAAACAAUUUGAUAAAGAGGCAUCUCGUUAUCUUUCGGAAGUAUACAAACGUAAACGUCAAGAAAUACUUAACAAAACAAAUUCACAAUUACAUGUAUUUUUCUUGGGUCAAUUGAAAAACCUUACCAAGAAAGCUAUUAAUACAUUCAAUGCUCGUAUCCAGGAAAAAUUAAAAGGGGAAGGGUAUGAUUUUGCUGAGGUGGUAUCCAAUGCUCGCAAAGAUAUUGAAACCUUUUUCAAAAAUAACGCUGAAGAAGAAUUUAAUCAAUUAUCUGAUUCUAUCAAUGAAAUUGCUGCUAAAUCAAGAACCGAAGAAACAAAAAAGAUGAUUAAGAAUUUGGAGAAAACAGUUCAGACACAAAUCAACGAGUUCGUUUCUUUAUAUUUUAAAACACCUACCACAGAUAUGUGGGGGAAGAUUAUUGGGAAAUUCCAAGAAGUUUUACAAAAGGCUGAACAACAACUUCUUAAGAAAGCUAAGAGUUUUAAUUCAUCCGAAGAAGAGAACACUAAAUCUCUCGAAAAUCUUCGAAAAAGAUCUUGGCAACAGUUACGAAAAAAAAUAGAUGAUGAACUCGCUGAUAAUAUGUUUUUGCUUAAAUUACGUGAGAGAUUUGAAGAAAAGUUCAGAUAUGAUGAAGAAGGAUUACCAAAAGUUUGGAAGCCUGAUGAUGACAUCGAUGCACAUUUCAGAAAGGCUAGAGAAGAUGCACUUAAACUAAUACCAUUGUUUGCCAAAGUUCAAAUUCCUGAUGGUAUAGACUUAGAUAUUCCUUCGGAUGAUGACUUUAUUUUCGAGGAAUCAUUAGUCAUCCUUUCUGAAACAAAACAACAUGAUUUAAAUGUUCGUUUCAAACGUGAAUCUGAUGCCUUUUACCUGGAAGCUAAACGAUCUGUUGUACAGACCACGGCUCGUGUGCCGUAUUGGGUAUUGCUUUUGCUCGUUUUGCUUGGUUGGAACGAAUUCGUGGUAAUCCUCACAUCACCAACGUAUCUUAUACUCGUUAGCUUUUUUGGAUUCAUUGGUUUUAUAAUCUAUUCAUUAAAUCUAUUUGGACCUGUCGAAACCUUCGUUCAAAUGAUUGCCUCAGAGAUUAUUAAAGUCGGAAAAGAUAAAGUUUAUAGUACUUUGCAGCAAGGGCACCCAGCAACUGCCGAUAAGUUUGGUCAAUAUUUAGAUUCCGAAACAUCAGUUUCUAAAAAAGAACAAUAA
Messenger RNA from Funneliformis mosseae, 2250 nucleotides. The record is from the annotation of a GenBank genome assembly. Lineage: Eukaryota; Fungi; Glomeromycota; Glomeromycetes; Glomerales; Glomeraceae.